This is a messenger RNA of Lotus japonicus, 1335 nucleotides long. RefSeq lists its product as uncharacterized. The record is from RefSeq and is a predicted model, not a curated record. The transcript has 5 exons. Lineage: Eukaryota; Viridiplantae; Streptophyta; Magnoliopsida; Fabales; Fabaceae. Bases 1 to 1335 code for a protein of 444 amino acids.
AUGUCUGGUACUAGUCGACCUAGAGGACGACCUCUUGGUUCUGGAGGUAAAAGUAAAAGUAGGGUUACAUCUGAUCAUUCAAGUUUACAACAAAGGAAUGUUACUCAAUAUAUGACUCAGUCACCUUCGAAUACAUCAGCUCCAUCAUCUAGUAAUGCACAGGGUCCUAUCAAUACUUCACCCAUGCCAUCUCCUACUGUAGAAAGGACGCCGACUCCAGAGUAUCAUCAGCAACCACCAAAUGAUGAGUCUGAGACUGUACCACUUACACAAGUUGGUAAUGAUCAUACCAACCAACCCCAAGAAACAAUUCCAUUUGCAGAUCCCACCUUACCCGGUCCUCAUAACACACAUCUACCAUGGGGCAAGGAUCCUUCAGAUAACAAAGUUUGGACGUAUCCUCUACACAUAUCAAAGGCAAUUAAGUCUGUGUUUGAUGGCCCUUACAACAAUUGGAAACAUUGCAACGAUGAAAUCAAACUAUUGUGGUUUAAUGAGUGGGCGAAAAAAUACAAAUGGAUUGGUGAACAUGAAUCAACUAUCAAGGCUAUGUGGGAAUCCAAGGCAAAAGAUUUGCUCAGAAAGAUAAUGGCAAGAGCAUGUGAAAAUAUUUCAUCAAGACCUUCAUGGAUUCCUGAUAAUGUGUGGCUUUUGUUGCUUGCUAUAUGGGAAGAUGAGGAUUAUCAAACAUUACGAUGUGUGGCAUCUGCAAAUCGUCAUUCAGAUACUGGUGGUUCAUUACAUACUCAAGGAUCUAUGAAUCAAUUUAAGCAUGAACUUGAAUUGGCUAAGAGCUUGGGAAGAAUGCCAAAUAAGGGUGAAAUAUUCCAAAAGUGUCAUCUUAGGAAGGGGACACAGACUUUUGUUGAUAAAAGAUCAAGUGAUUCUUAUGACAACUAUCUAAAUCUUUGUUCACAAGCCGAGUCUCAAUCACAAGCCGGUGAUGGUGAGAGUUCUAGUCAACCAAAACCAAUUGAUUAUGAUGCCCUUAUGAUUGAAGCAGUUGGGGGAAGAAAUGCAAAGGGAUUGGUAUAUGGACUUAGUUUGGAUGGAAGGAUGCGUGCUAAAGCAUUAACUUCCAAAUCACAAUAUGCUAACUAUAGUGAUAUUGUCCGAGGUAUGAGUGCUGAGGUUGAGGAAAAACUAAAACAGAAGAUUACAGAGCAGCAACAAACAAUUGAUAAUAUAAGUGCUACCAUUGCUCGACAAAAUAAAAUGAUAGCUCUCUUUGCAAGACAUGCAAACAUUGAUUUGGAUGCAAUGGAUUUGGAUGAAGAUAAUCCUCAUGAUGUUCCAGGAAGUGAUGCUUCAAAUAACAAUAUGAGUGAUGAAUAA